GUUCUUUACAGCAGUACUUUACAGCACCUGAGCAGGCUUGCAUGUGCGAUGUCUCUCUGUGCAAUGUCCAAGUUGCGCGCACUUUCAAGAUCGGCCACGACAAGGUCAGACGCAUCAACAACCACUGGUGGGAUCACCGCCAGUUGUACGAGACCACCGCCGUGGGGAGAGGCAAGACGGCAAAGAAGGAUGAUGGGCGACGCCGCCUCACCGAAGUACAAGAAGAUCAACUUCGCGAGUUCAUCAAUGACGAGCACAAGGCCGGUCGUCAAGUCUUUCGCCGCACGGUGGCAGAAUGGAUGCACAGGACUUGCAACAUGGAGCAGCCGUCCAACCGUUCGGCAGGAGGGCUGCUGAGUAGGCUCGGCUACAAGCGUCGUAGAGGCAGGAUCAAAACGCCACCGUUAAACGCCGAAAGACUUGCUCGCAUUCGUCGGUUUCUUGUUGAGAUGGUCAUGGCAAAGAGGGCAGAGGAUGCUGGGUUAGCAGUGAUCGUGUACAUGGAUGAGAGUUUUGUCCACCAGGCUCAUGGUUCCCCCUAUUCUUACUUUCCUUCGGACGACGAUGGAGUUGUGCAGGAUGGGAUUGGUCGCACAACGGGGAAGGGCUUGCGCAUGAUCAUGGUGCAUGCAAUCACGAAGUGGGGGCCGUUGGCUAAGCUUUGUGAUGGGUUACCGAUCGAAGAGGGCUGGUUCAAGGAAACGGGUAGCGGCAAGAAGGAAAUGGAAGAUGAGGAGACAGCAGAGUUUCUGUGGCAGGCUAAGUUGGCAAAGGGCGAUUACCACGCAGCAAUGACCGACUCGAUGUUCAUGGAGUGGCUUGAACACCGCCUUAGCCCUGCGUACAACGCGAUCCCGGAGUUCAAAGGCAAACGGAUGAUUCUUGUUCUUGACAACGCCUCAUACCACCAUGGAUUUGACGCGGAAGUCAAAGUGCCGGAAACCAACACCAAGAAGCACAACGUCGAUCUGUUGCGUAUGUUUGGGGCCAAGUCGAUCAGGGUUAGGCGUAAGGAGGGCGAACAGGGCGUUGUUGAGUACAACUUCGAGGUACCGACAGAGCCUGGUUCUUCAUUCCCUGCAGGGAACAGGGAGGGCGGUGUAAGCAGAGCGGAGGUAGCAACGGCCACUCGGGAGUACAUCCACCUCAAUCACCCUGAAAGGCUCGAGGAACGGGUGGUGACGUUCAUGAGGAAAAAGGGGUGGGCGUUGAUUUGGACGCCGCCCUACAUGCCGUCCUUUCAACCGAUCGAGAUUUUUUGGCAGCAUGGUAAGCAGCACGUCAGCCUUAACUUUGAGUUGAAGCGAGAGAUGCGGGAGGUGUGGGUGCAGAUUCGUAAAGGUUGGUACGGGGACAAGGAAUGGCCAGGCCAGGAGGGGGGGUGGAAGGCAGCCGAUUGUUCGAAGCUGGUUGACCACGCCAUUGGAGAGAUGAAUAAGUGGGUCAAGGACCGUGAUGGAGUGCUUUCUGGUACGAUAGGCAGCCUCGAAAAGCCGGACGGGUACGAUACAGAUGAUGUGUCGCCCGUGGGUGAUGUCGAGGAAGGGGUAGGGGAGCAGAUCCAGCAGGAAAGCGCAGAAUGGGGUGAUGGCAGCGACGAGGUUGAACCAUGAUGAGAUUUUUUUCAGCCUUGUGAUCAAUUGCUACACCCAUGCACUGGGUGUACCAUGUUCCAACAGCACACAUGUGUGAUUGCUGUGCGCGGGGGGUUGCGUCCCUGCUUCCAGCUGCUGCAGUUGUAGAAAAAAAAAAAUCAAAAAUAUUCAAUUG
Molecule: messenger RNA, 1770 nt
Organism: Ectocarpus sp. CCAP 1310/34
Lineage: Eukaryota; Phaeophyceae; Ectocarpales; Ectocarpaceae
Source: the annotation of a GenBank genome assembly